CCUGAAAAAUUGGGGUGAAUACAACGUGAUUUCCUAUCUGUUCUUCCAUAACGGCCAUUAUUGGCGUACUGCGUAAUUACCAGUAUUUCGUUGUUGCUGAGCAAUACAGGAGAACUAGGUGUAAAACGUUUCGUUCUAAGAAAAACAACAAGAACAAUUAGCAAAAAAGUCAAUUUUUAAAUCCAAAAUCAAGCUUUGCAAUUUUGGGGAAAAUCGAUAGCAAGAUUUUUAUUUUAUUUUAAAUGGACAAUUGGCUCGUGGGAAUGAUCCUAAGAAGAAACCAAAUAACAAAAAAAGUAAGAAACGCAUGCAGAAGGCCUAUGUUGAAAUAGGGAAAUUUUCGUCAAGCUGAAACGUGGCGAAGCUUGAAAUUGCAAGAAUUUCUGCACUUUCUAGUUACAAUUUACUUUGAUUGUUCUGAUAUAACCCUCAGAUUACCGUGAUUAUAACAUGUGUUCGAUGUAAGGUUUAUUAAAACUAAGCUGUGAAAUUGCGACAUAAUCGACGUUGGGUUUUCUCGUGGGCAAAGAGCAAGUGCAACUUGAAGUGGACCAACUGAAGUGGAGUCUGCACACUGCAGAUUCCGCUAUAGGCCAACGCCGCCAUUGCGGUUUGGAUAAGCUCAAAGUAUCUUAGUACAGCCACAUUUCAGUGGCAUUAACCAUUGUUGCCUUCCCUUUUGGUAGUCUGCCACACGUGUUAUUUUUAUAAAACGUUGUCUUAUUACUCAGACUCCGAUCUUAAAAUUUUCAUUGUGUGCCCCGUUUGAAGAUUAAUUGAAUAAACAAAUAAGCUAUUUUUCGGCUAUUCAUCUUCCGUUCUGUGAUUAAGUAAAAUAUGGGCCCUCAAAGGAAAAAAUUGCUCCUGUCUAAAAAUCUUCUUGAAAUGAAGUUUAUGAAAAGAACAAAAGAGAAGACUGAAAAGGAAUUGGAAGAUGAAGAAAGACAAACAGCUUUUGCAAACGAAAUAACCUCAGCUAUGUUGUCACAUGGGAGCAAAUUUCUUAUGGAAUCAAGCUAUGCUGCCUGUGAAAAUCUUUCUUUUGGCAGAAUGAGCUUCAAGGGUGCCAAUCCAGAAAUUGAAAAGAUUAUGAAUAGAUUUAUGUCACCACAUCCACAAAAAGAAGAUUCUUUAUUGCAGAAUGAAAAAUAUGCUGAUGUGACAGCUACUGAGGUUGCACAAACCCUUUCACUCACAAAGACUAUUUCAAGAAAGUUUUCUAAACAAUCUCUCAAGAGAGGUUUCAAAAGACCUGCUGAAGAUUGAGGCUUACAAUAAAUGUUAAGAAAAAUUUUGAUACAUGUAUUUGAAUGUUGAAUGAAAUGAUUUCAUAGAA
This is a messenger RNA of Daphnia magna, 1336 nucleotides long. It is a transcript of the gene Mpp6, whose product is annotated as M-phase phosphoprotein 6. Gene Ontology annotation, biological process: maturation of 5.8S rRNA. The coding region runs from base 838 to 1266 and encodes 142 amino acids. The transcript has 4 exons. The record is from RefSeq and is a predicted model, not a curated record. Lineage: Eukaryota; Metazoa; Arthropoda; Branchiopoda; Diplostraca; Daphniidae.